GGUUCCGGUGCGGCGGAGAUUCCGGUUCCGGCUCCGGUAGGUGUCCGGGCCGGCGGCAUGGCGCGGAGCACGCUCUCUUCCCGCUUCCGCCGCCUCGACAUCGAUCAGUACGACGAGAACCGGUUCGUGGAGGAGCCCGAGGAGGUGGCAGCGGCCGGGCCUGACGCUUGCCCGGAGGUGGAGGCGCUGCUGAGGCAAGGGGACGCGCUGCGAGCUUUCCACGCCGCCAUCCGGAGCCAUCCCGUGAACAGCAAGAACCCGGCGCUGAAGGAGCAGGCCCAGGGAACCAUGCUUAAAGUCCUCACAUCUUUUAAAAGCAGUGAAAUAGAACAAGCAGUGAAUUCCUUAGACAGAAAUGGCAUUGACUUGUUAAUGAAGUACAUUUAUAAAGGAUUUGAAAAGCCGACAGAAAAUAGCAGUGCAAUAUUACUUCAGUGGCAUGAAAAGGUGUUAGCAGUAGGUGGACUAGGUUCCAUAGUAAGAGUUCUUACAGCAAGAAAGACUGUUUAAAAGACUGUUAAGCUGAACAAGGCGAUGAUCAGUUUUGGACUCAGAAGAAGGAAGUGACACUGGUCCAUCUUUAUUAGAGAUUGCAAUCUACUGAAAUACUCUGGAAACCUCCUCCUGGAAUGCUUUUAACCUUACCAGUGGGGGAAGAGUAAAGGUAUUCCUGCAUAUUCUGACUAUCAAAUACAGGAGCCAAGCUGUCCUCCUGAUCCCUUCUUUACAAAGCAGGAGAAGGCACACUCCUGCCUCCUGUCACUGCAGUGAGCAGGUAAUUCAGAUGCUGCUGUAUGGAAGCAUGGCGGUACGAGACCCUGUGUGUACUGCUGACUGCAGAGGGAGCAAUGGCCUUGGCAGGUGCAAGAUCCUGACAGCUUCUGGGUGGAGAGGUGUCUGGUAGAAUGCUGGGUUUGUGUGGUCAAAGGACUAGUUGGACUACAGGGUUGGUUUCAAUGUGAAGUGCCUGCUGCAUCAAUAAAGUUCUUGGAUCACAUGAGUUAAGUAAUGUUUUUUUCCCCCACUAAAUCCUGACACUUUUCAAAAGCAGGUCAGCAAUGUGCCAGUUCUAAGCUAAGUGUCCACCUUUGCAUGAAUGCCUAAGCCCAGCUAUUUACAGAAUCUGUCCUCAAACCCAACUGUGAGAGCUGCAGGAAGUGAGAUCAAGCUCAGCUGUUCCAAGCAAGGCAUCUAAGAUGUGCUAAAUGUAAGAGCUGAUAGCCUGUGGUUUGACUUUUAUAUUCCUGUCCCUCCUAGAAGGUCAAGAAAAUACUUCAGAACUUUUUAUUUAUGUAACAGUGCAUCCUCACCUUUUGAAGGACUUGAGCUGCUUCCUUGGGGGCAGCACAGAGAUUUUCUCCUGGAUUUGUCCAGACAG
Molecule: messenger RNA, 1378 nt
Organism: Dryobates pubescens (Downy woodpecker)
Lineage: Eukaryota; Metazoa; Chordata; Aves; Piciformes; Picidae
Gene: ARPC5L
Product: actin related protein 2/3 complex subunit 5 like
Exons: 4
Coding region: 58-510 (150 amino acids)
Biological process (GO): regulation of actin filament polymerization; cell migration; Arp2/3 complex-mediated actin nucleation
Cellular component (GO): Arp2/3 protein complex; cytoplasm; actin cytoskeleton
Molecular function (GO): actin filament binding
Source: RefSeq, a predicted model, not a curated record